Molecule: messenger RNA, 720 nt
Organism: Spizellomyces punctatus DAOM BR117
Lineage: Eukaryota; Fungi; Chytridiomycota; Chytridiomycetes; Spizellomycetales; Spizellomycetaceae
Product: small GTP-binding protein domain
Exons: 6
Coding region: 69-596 (175 amino acids)
Molecular function (GO): GTPase activity; GTP binding
Source: RefSeq, a predicted model, not a curated record
GAGAACCCGGCCACCUCAGCACACCAGUCAAAACCAAAAGUGAUGCCAAAAGAAUCAAAAUACUCAGCAUGGGAGAUCCAAAUGUCGGCAAAAGCUGUUUGAUCAAGCGGUAUUGCGAGGGGAGGUUCAUUUCAGAAUAUAUAUCAACCAUUGGGAUAGACUAUGGUGUCAAGACGAUUCAAAUGGAGGAGCUUGAAGUCAAAGUAAACUUUUGGGAUAUUGCGGGGGACUCUGUAUACUUUGAGAUCCGAAACGAAUUUUACAAGGACACACAUGGCGUGAUUCUCGUCUACGAUACAUCAAACAAGGAAACCUUCACCAAUCUCCAGUCCUGGAUUGACGAACUGAAUACAUACUGUCAAAGCGAAACAAUCAGUUUUCUCGUUGCCAACAAAGUAGAUCAGUUCCCACGAGCAGUGACAAGAAAGGAAGGGGAGAGCAUGGCUGAACAAUUGGGAUUACGGUAUUUUGAGACAUCGGCUUUGACUGGUGAAGGUGUACAGAGUAUGUUCAAUGCCUUGUUUGCGGAGGUUUUGAAGAUGCUGGAGGGGCAAGAUGAACAGAGGGCUUCCAAAGGGAGUAAAGAUGAGAGCUGACAAUCAGCAUAUGAACAGAACGAGACAUUGAUGGUCGCGCAAUAGAAUUUGAAACUUGCUGCUUAACUAUACGAAUAAUAUUAUAUCUAAGAAUAAAUAAAAGCAUGGAAGCUACUGCAAACUA